AUUAUUUUUGUCGACGAUAAACUGGCCAAUCAUCAAAUGAUGAUGAAUGAAAAGAUGAAAAAAAGGGUGUAAAAACUAUCGAACGUCAUCAAUAUGUGUGUGUGUCCAAUUUUUUUCAAGUUUUUGAUUGAAUUUGUUUUCAUUCGAUUCAUUCUGUCAAUCAUCAUCAUUAUCAUAAUAGACGUAGGUCGAAUCAAUUUGUCAAAAAUUUUUUUUUCUAUUUUCAGAUUUAUAUCUUUCUGCUUAUUAAUAUCCAUACGCCUUUGUUUUCAUUCAUUCAUUCAUUAAGAAAAAAAAAAAAAAAAAAUCAUUAUAAUUAUUAUAUCACAAGCUAUUAUAUAAGUUUCUUGUCACUGUUUUUUUUUCUCAUCCAAAAUGACCAUGAAGAUUGUCACAAUUCUUAUCACAAUUUUCAUUAUAAAUGUUUGUCAUGCUGCAUCAAUUGUGAAUGAUUCACCAUCAUCAUCAAUUAUCGAUGGAAUUGAAAAAAGAUUUGUUACCAUUAUCAACAACAAUAAAACAACAACAAGAUAUAGAUCAAAGAAUAUCUACUAUUUUAGCUAAUAUCCGCAAUAACAAUGAUCAUGAUGAUGAUGAUGAUGAUGAUAAUGAUCCAGAUGUUAAAGAUCUUGAAGCCAUUGCUACAACUACAGCAUUAUCAAAAUCAGCAUUGAGAAAAACAAAAAUAAAACCACUUAUUAUUGAUUCCGGUUAUGAAAGUGAUAAAGAUGAUCCAGAUGAUGAUGAUGAUGAUGAUAAUCGUAACAUUGAUAAAGAACAAGAAAAAGUGGAUAAAAAAAUCGAACAAAAACAAAAACAACGAAAUCAUAAAACACAUUCAGAACGACGUGCUGAACGUCGUGAACGACGUAGACAGCGGCGUGAACGACAUAGACAACGGCGUGAACGAAAAAAACAAGAACGACAUGAAAGACAUCAAGAAAAACGUGAACGAAGACAAACACGUUCAAAUAUACGUUAUUUAGAGUUUCUUGGCAAUCAUGUAAGGCGUGCACGUAAUAAUUCUAAUAAAGAAUCCAUAAGAAAAAUGUGGACAAAACUUGAUGAAAUGAUUGAUUCAUUGAAAAAACUAAUGGAACGACGACAAAAAACCAACAACAUUAAUGGUAAACAUUAUGAUCAUAAUGAUAAACAACUUGAUGAACAAGUUGAUGAAGAAAUAAGAAAAUUUCAUACAAAUCUAAAUGAAUUACAUAUGAAUGAAUGAUGAUGAUGAUCGUACUAAUCAGGUAUAAACGGGAAUUUACAUAUCAUAAUUAUAUCUAUUUUUUAUUUUAUUCGAUACUUUGAACAAAAUAAAUUAAUCGAAAACAAAAUAUAACAGAUUAAAUUCGAUGCCGUUGCAA
This is a messenger RNA of Dermatophagoides farinae (American house dust mite), 1367 nucleotides long. RefSeq lists its product as uncharacterized. NCBI's taxonomy places the organism in Eukaryota, Metazoa, Arthropoda, Arachnida, Sarcoptiformes, Pyroglyphidae. The record is from RefSeq and is a predicted model, not a curated record.